AUGGGCCCCUCAUCCUGGGAGAAACGACAAGAAAAGCGACGUCCGGGGGCAGGGAUUUUUGAGAGUAUCGAAGAAGUAGUGGAAGCCGUGAAUUCUGUUACCAUUUUGCUCAAUUCGGCGCAUCAUGCAUUUUACAGUUCAUUUCGGGCAGUGAUCAGCGCAGUGGCCGAAUUUUCAAGGUUAAAAGCGCAGGUACGACAUUGUCUUUUUGAACAUUGCCAACAACCGUUGACACAGGCACUGCCGCCGCUAGCGCAGACCGAAGCAAAUUCAUUUCGGCCUUUGUUUUCUUGGGUUUUAUGGCUCUCCGUAAUAAUUGGAUCGUAUUUCGCACUCCGAUUAUUAGCACGCGCUGUGGCUCAUUUGGAGGAGUGUUUGCGAUGGUCAGAUGGGGAAGGCGAAUACUACGAAGCAGUAGCCGUUCAGGACUAUACUGCUGCAGGAGAGGGUAGAAUUUCAUUCAAACGUAACGAAGUGUUACGCGUUGCACCAAAGCGUUAUCAGCCACAGUGCCGUGGUUACCUUCUGGCAAGGCAAUACGACUAA
Molecule: messenger RNA, 546 nt
Organism: Gongylonema pulchrum
Lineage: Eukaryota; Metazoa; Nematoda; Chromadorea; Rhabditida; Gongylonematidae
Source: the annotation of a GenBank genome assembly